Molecule: messenger RNA, 2158 nt
Organism: Melanotaenia boesemani (Boeseman's rainbowfish)
Lineage: Eukaryota; Metazoa; Chordata; Actinopteri; Atheriniformes; Melanotaeniidae
Gene: slc22a7a
Product: solute carrier family 22 member 7a
Exons: 10
Coding region: 1-1716 (571 amino acids)
Biological process (GO): transmembrane transport
Cellular component (GO): membrane
Molecular function (GO): transmembrane transporter activity
Source: RefSeq, a predicted model, not a curated record
AUGAGGUUUGAGGAAAUCCUGGAUGAUAUUGGUGGCUUUAAUAAAUUUCAGAUUCUGCUCCUGGUCAUCCUGUGCUUGCCUCGUGCCAUCCUCCCCCUCCACUUCCUCCUGCAUAACUUCAUCUCUGCCACCCCUCCUCACCGAUGCUCCCUCAGCGGCCCAGAGGAAACAAAUGGAAGCAGGUGGGCCCCCGACUCCAAGACACUGGCCCUCAGGAUCCCCCGCCAGGAUGAUGGCUCCUUCAGCUCCUGCAGGGUCUAUGAUUCAUCACCGAGCAGCAACCUCAGCCAAGCAAACAGGACUGUACUGUGUCCAGAUGGCUGGAUCUACGACCUCUCACAGUUUAGCUCCACAACUGCCUCAGAGUGGGAUCUGGUGUGUGAUAACAAACAUCUGAAUCAAGCUCUCGCCACCUACUUCUUCCUCGGUGUCACAUUUGGAGCCAUUCUGUUUGGGCAGCUUUCAGAUAAGUUUGGCCGUAAAGCCAUGCUUCUGGUAGCUUUAAUUGCCAGCUGCAUGCUGGGAGCCACCUCUGCCUUCUCUACCUCCUACGUCAUGUUUGCCAUCUCCAGAGCUCUCAGCGGCGUGGCCCUCAGCGGGCUCUCCAUCAUUGGCGUGGUUCUUGGCAUCGAGUGGACGGAUGUAAAGCACCGGACGUUUACUGGGACUGUUAUGAGCUUGUCGUGGAGCAUGGGAAAUAUGCUUCUCGCCCUGCUCGCCUACUUCAUUAGAGACUGGAGGCAUCUGAUGCUGGCGGUGACAGUGCCCUGCGUUGUUGCCAUCAUCACCUGGUGGUGGCUGCCUGAGUCUGCACGCUGGCUGCUGGUUAGCGGCAGAAUAGAAGAAGCCAAGAAAUAUCUGGUUCAGUGCGCUACAAUGAACGGGAGGGAUGCAAACACAUCCAAACUGGAUAGUGAGGUUCUGGGGAAGGUUGCUGUGUCUGAGGUUGCUGAAAAGAACCACACCUACCUGGAUCUGAUUAAAACCCCCCAGCUGAGGAAGAUCACCCUCUGCUCCGGGUUGUUCUGGUUUGCUGCUGCCUUCUUAUACUACGGAAUCAGUUUCAAGAUCUCAGGUUUUGGUGUCAACAUCUACCUCACUCAGUUCAUCUACGGCGCCAUCGAAGCUCCCGCCAAAAUCCUCACCUUCUUUGUUCUGGACUGGAUAGGCCGGCGUAAUGGUCAGGCGUGGUUUCUGAUCACAACAGGAGCGCUGAUUGGAAUAAAUACAGCCAUACCUUUAGGGUACACUAUGCUUCGUAUGUGCAUUGCUGUGGUGGCAAAGGGCUUCUCCGAGGCAGCGUUCACCACUGCCUUCCUGUACUCAGCUGAACUCUAUCCAACCAUCCUGAGGCAGUGUGGUUUAGGCUACACAUCGUGUCUCUGUCGGAUCGGAAGCUCCCUGGCUCCAAUGAUUAUGCUGCUGGAGGACGUUUGGCUUCUUUUGCCCCCUGUGAUCUUUGCGGGGACCGGGAUUAUCAGCGGCAGCUUGGUCUUCCUGCUCCCAGAGACGCUCAACGUCCGUCUGCCUGAAAACAUCUUUGAUGUUGAGGAGGGAAGACACAUGCAGAGUGAUGCAGAUGGAGGAGCUCAGACUGAGCUAAAGGAAAUAAACUGUAAAGAUUCGACAGCAUCUGAGGAGGAAGGAAAUGAUGACUCGGCUGCAGUGGAGGGAAGAAAUUCUCCCUGCUGGUCUCAGAUAUUUAAAAAUGAUUGAUGUAGUGUGUGUGUGGGGGGGAGGCAGCAGUGAAUGGCUGCUUUUAUUUUGGUUUUGGCCUUUAACAAAUUUUUUCUACCACUACUUUGCUGAGGACUGGGGGGUGCGGCGGGGUCAUCGGUUAUCUGAUUGGACAUCAGUUGCCACCUCAGGUGAUUGACAGGUCCUUAGAAGGACAGAAACCUCUUUUCAAACCUGUACUGCUCACUAGGAUCACCAAUUUGAAGUAAAUUUUUAAAGUAGUUACCCAACCGGUCAUCCUAAAAAUUAAAUUGACAUGCAGCUGCACCAUUCCUAGAAGAGAUUUUGUCCCUGUACAAUUAUUAAUAUUAUUAAAGGCUAAUAACCUGGUGUUAGCAUGAAGCUACAUAGCAGUCCUGACAGUUUGGGAUGAAAUGAAUCAACUUUAAUGGAUGCAAAACAGGCAGAUUAAGAAAAACAA